AUGACAAUACUGCACCCACUUGACCCCAAGCUGCGUCCCAUCGCGGACGCGCAGUAUGCCGCAUUCUACGACAAGCACAUCGCCAACCUCCCCUAUCCGACCGAGGUGCCAUGGGACCCCACGAUCAGGAACCGGCCCACCGUGCCAGGUGGCAACGACACCCUCUUGCCAGACUGCAAGUCGAGGGACAUCGAUCUCACCACCUGCACUAUUCGCAUCUUUUAUCCCCCAGCCCACGCGGCCAAGAGCCCGCUCCCCGCUUUUAUCUGGUACCAUGGGGGCGGCAUGGUGAUGGGUCUGCUUGGUGCCGAUAACGCAUUCUGCACGCGCGUGGCCACGACUUCACGCUGCGCUGUCGUUGCUGUUGGAUACCGGCUUGCGCCAGAGCAUCCUUUUCCCGCGGGCCACAACGACGCUUGGGAUGCACUCAAGUAUGUCCACGACCAUGCGGACGAGCUCGGUAUGGACACUAAACGCCUGGCUAUUGGCGGCUCAUCUUCGGGCGGAAACCUCGCUGCGUGCAUGGCACAACGGGCGGGGCAGGAGGGUAUCCCACUUCAGUUCGUCGCCCUCGGUGUCCCUGUUUGUGAUAACACUUUGAGCGUGGAGACGUCUGCUUCAUGGGAAAAGCUGGAGAACGCACCUGGGCUUCCGGCCCUCAAGAUGCUGUGGUACCGCGACCAGUACCUCCCUGACAAGGCCAACUGGUCGAACCCGCUCAACUCGCCGCUCCUCGCCACUGACAGCGUCUUGCGCGCCACCGCACCAGACUACUACAUCUCAACUGCGGGGCUCGACAUCCUGCACGGCGAGGGGGACGCGUACGCCGACCGCCUGGCCGCGCUGGGCAAGAACGUUGUGCACCGCCACUACCCAGGCCUCCCGCACGCCGUGCAGAACAUGGACGGCGUCCUGGACGCUGCGCGGCGGUACAACCGCGACAUGUGUGUGUACAUUGCGCAGCAGUUUGGGCGGCACGCUGCCGACUGCGAGCUUGAGGCCAUGUACCCCGAGGGACCAGAGGUCACUGUUCCUCGCGAGGAUCGUAGUGCUGCGCAGCCCUGGAUCACCAUGACCCCGCCCAUGAGACUCGGUGAGGCGCCGGUGUACCGCGCUUCAGACAAGACGCUGCACUUUGUUGACUUUGAGGCCGAGCCACCGCUCCGCCUUGUGCUGCAGCUCGACGACGUUGGCGACGCCGUUGGCGAGCCAGUCGCGACCGAGCUCAGUGACUCAGUGUCUGUCAUCUGCUUCCGCAAGGACAAGCCGGGCUACAUCUGCGCGUACUACCAGGGCGUCGGGUUCUUGAGCGAGGAUGGCACGCUGCAGAAGCUCAAGGAGAUCAUCCCUGAGGCUCAGCGUCAAGUUCUCCGCAUGAACGAUGGUGGUAUCGACCCAGCAGGUCGAUUCUGGAUCACCGAGAUUGAUAUCGAGGCACUCGCUCUCGGUACGGGAAAGAUCCCUGCGGGUAGAAAGUGCCUUGCAAGGUUAUGGCGGUAUGACCCCGAUGGAAGCCUGCACCUCAUGGACGAGGACUUUGCAUGUGGUAACGGUGUGGCUUGGAGCCCAGAUAACAAGACGAUGUAUGUCAAUGACUCGCCGCGCGGCCUCACAUACGCGUACAAUUUUGAUAUCUCCUCGGGCAAGAUCUCCAACAAGCGCGUCCUCAUCGACCGCAGCGUCCUCGGCGGUGAGCCGGACGGCAUGGUCGUCGACGUCGAGGGUAACCUGUGGAUCACAGUGUGGGGCACGUACUGCCUCAUGAAGUACGCGUCGGACGGCACGCACAUCGCCGACAUCCGCUUUGGGGCCAAGGACAUGGCGUGCCCGACUUUCGGAGGUCCCAAUAACGAUAUCCUGUACCUCGCUAGCGCUUAUGACCUGCGGCCUACGCGUAGAGACUCGGACAUGGGCGGUCAUCUGUUCAAGUAUGACGCUGGCGUCCGCGGCCUGCCCAAGUCGCCCUUUGACGGAUGA
Cutaneotrichosporon cavernicola is the source of this 1977-nucleotide messenger RNA. RefSeq lists its product as uncharacterized. Gene Ontology annotation, molecular function: calcium ion binding; gluconolactonase activity. Lineage: Eukaryota; Fungi; Basidiomycota; Tremellomycetes; Trichosporonales; Trichosporonaceae. The coding region runs from base 1 to 1977 and encodes 658 amino acids. The record is from RefSeq and is a predicted model, not a curated record. Gene Ontology annotation, biological process: L-ascorbic acid biosynthetic process. The transcript is spliced from 7 exons.